Messenger RNA from Mya arenaria, 1137 nucleotides. RefSeq lists its product as uncharacterized. The transcript has a single exon. The record is from RefSeq and is a predicted model, not a curated record. Gene Ontology annotation, molecular function: protein dimerization activity. Bases 120 to 848 code for a protein of 242 amino acids. NCBI's taxonomy places the organism in Eukaryota, Metazoa, Mollusca, Bivalvia, Myida, Myidae.
AUGACGCAAAGGAACUGCAUACUCUAUUUGAAAAAUAUGUCAGUGCUUUGGUUGAGAACAUUGACAACAGGUUUACAGAUAGCUCACCAGUCUUGGAAGCAUUCAAUGUUUUUGAUCCAAUGCUGGUGCCUGAUUCUGGUGUUGAGAUGAGGAGUUAUGGUCACGGUCAAAUUGAAGUGCUGUCUAAUCAUUACUUCAAGGAAAAUCCUGAUAAAUCAGACAGACUGAAAGCAGAGUGGGAAGGAAUGAAAUAUCAUUUGAGAGAUGUCAUCAAACCUAGCAUGCCUGAUUCUGUUAAAUCAGGCAAAGAACAAACAGAAACUACUACUGAAUGGUGUCUUCUACAACUGCUAAAGAAUAUUGCAGUGAGGCAACUGUAUCCCAAUGUAAUCUACAUUGCAGAAGUGAUAGCCUCACUCCCAGUUUCUAAUGCAUGGCCUGAGAGAGGUGCUAGUACACUGAAGGCUUUGAAAACAAGGCUGCGUAACAGACUGAGUACAUCCAUGUUAGAGUCUUUGCUUCACAUUUGCAUAAAUGCUCCUAAGCCAUCAUCCCUGGAAGGUCAGCAGCUAGUGAAGGCAGCUGUAAAUGCAUGGUUAGAGAACAGAAACAGGCGUAAACUUCCAAAACAGUCUGGAUCAGCAACAGUCACAGCUGCUAGUGCUACAAGUGUCAUAGAUGUUGAGGAUGCUGGAGUCCAGACAGAUCCAUAUAUGGAUGUUAGUGAAGAUGUCAUCAGGACAGCAGUUGACAUUGCUUUAAAAAAGCUUAGCCUUGACGAGUAUGAUGCUGGCGACUCAGAUUCAGACUGGUCAGAUGACGAAGAUUGUUGUUCCAAAAAUUUGUGACUGUGCAGUUUGGUAAUACUUCAAGUUCUUAAACAAAUAAUAAUCAAAAACUGAGUUUUAAAGUAAAGUUCACAGGUACAGUAGUUAUUAAGUGUUGUUACUUGUACCCGAAAUCGCUCUAGUGCCAGAAGUGCAUAUCAUUAUUUUCAAAAUUUUCCAAGAGAUGGCAUGCUUCUCCCUGCAAAGUCAUGACAUCUUGGGUUUUUUUCUUCAGUAUAACAAACCCAGAAAACUAAGUAAAAAGUAGUAAAAUUUAGAGACCAAAUUCGGACGAUUAAUGGGCCCACAA